This is a messenger RNA of Hippopotamus amphibius kiboko, 2621 nucleotides long. It is a transcript of the gene POLL, whose product is annotated as DNA polymerase lambda. Gene Ontology annotation, cellular component: nucleus. The transcript has 9 exons. Bases 280 to 2094 code for a protein of 604 amino acids. NCBI's taxonomy places the organism in Eukaryota, Metazoa, Chordata, Mammalia, Artiodactyla, Hippopotamidae. The record is from RefSeq and is a predicted model, not a curated record. Gene Ontology annotation, biological process: double-strand break repair via nonhomologous end joining. Gene Ontology annotation, molecular function: DNA binding; DNA-directed DNA polymerase activity.
UACUCCUGCCCACGCCCGGUGACCUUUCCGGUCUGAAGUUGACCCCAUCCUGGACCGCACCCGGAGAGUGCGGAGGAGCCCUCAGAGCAGGAUCCAAACAAUCCAGCCCUCGCCUGGCCCCCAGCGGGGAUCCCCUGGCGCGCGCCAGCUGCGUACGCGGCGGGUGCCUUACACCUGCCAGUGUCUUCUUCACCCCCAGCUGUGAAGCCGAGACUCCUCCAAUCCGGGAAAGCACCCCACAGCUGCUGCAGUCGUGCAUCUCCCCGAAGCUGCGGGCCUAUGCGCCGCCGUGCUGAGUGGUCCGAGACCAGGGCAGCUGCCCUGAUCAGCUCUCCAACAGAAAGGCCAGGAUCCAGCCAUACCUCAAUGGACCCCAGGGGCAUCUUGAAGGCAUUUCCCAAGCGGAAGAAAAUUCAUACCAAUCCAUCGUCAACAGCACUUGCAAAGAUUCCCAAGAGGGAAGACAGAGAAGAAGCAAGAGAGUGGCUCAGCUCCGUGCGGGCGCAUGUUGUGCCCACUGGCAUUGGGCGAGCCCGGGCAGAACUCUUUGAGAAGCAGAUUGUCCAGCACGGUGGCCAGAUAUGCCCUGCCCAGGCCCCAGGGGUCACUCACAUUGUGGUGGAUGAAGGCAUGGACUGUGAGCGAGCCCUCCGCCUACUUAGACUGCCCCAGAUGCCACCAGGUGUUCAGCUGGUAAAGUCAGCCUGGCUGAGCUUGUGCCUGCAGGAGAGAAGGCUGGUGGACACGGCAGAAUUCAGCAUCUUCAUCCCCAAGAGGUACCUGGAUCAGGCACAGCUCAGCAAGGCAGACCAAGACUCUUCUACUCCUCCUGGAACCAGUGAGGCUCAACUCAGAACAGCCCUCUCUCCUCCCUCUCCUUCCACCAGACCUGUAUCUCCUUCCUGGAGGACAGAGAAGGUUGCGAGCAUUCAAGCCCAGCCCGGCUCUGAUGGUGAAACCAGUGAUGGGGAAGAGACCCAGGUCAGCGCAGCUGAUCUGGAAGCCCUGAUCAGCGGCUGCUGCCCCACCCUCCUUGAGGGAGAUGGUGAACCUGGCCCAGCCCCCGAGGGCCUGGAUAAGUGGGUCUGUGCACAGCCUUCAAGCCAGAAGGCAGCCAACCACAACCCCCACAUCACAGAGAAGCUGGAAGUGCUGGCCAAAGCCUACAGCGUUCAGGGAGACAAGUGGAGGGCCCUGGGCUAUGCCAAGGCCAUCAAUGCCCUCAAAAGCUUCCACAAGCCCGUCACCUCCUACCAGGAGGCCUUCAGUAUCCCGGGAAUUGGAAAGCGGAUGGCUGAGAAGAUCGUAGAGAUCCUGGAGAGUGGGCAUCUUCGGAAGCUGGACCACAUCAGCGAAAGCGUGCCUGUCUUAGAGCUCUUCUCCAACAUCUGGGGAGCUGGAACCAAGACUGCCCAGAUGUGGUACCAUCAGGGUUUCCGGAGCCUAGAAGACAUCCGAAGCCAGGCCUGUCUGACUACCCAGCAGGCCAUUGGCCUGAAACAUUACAAUGACUUCCUGGACCGCAUGCCCAGGGAGGAGGCUUCAGAGAUUGAGCAGACAGUCCGGGAAGCAGCUCAGGCCUUCAACCCCGGGCUACUGUGUGUGGCAUGUGGUUCGUACCGACGGGAGAAGGCAACCUGUGGUGACGUGGACGUGCUGCUCACCCACCCGGACAGCCGGUCUCACAGGGGCAUCUUCAGCCGCCUCUUGGACAGCCUCCGGCAGCAAGGGUUCCUGACGGAUGACUUGGUGAGCCAGGAGCAGAACGGCCAGCAGCAGAAGUACUUGGGCGUAUGCCAGCUCCCAGGGCCAGGGCGGCGGCACCGACGACUGGACAUCAUCGUAGUUCCCUACAGCGAGUUUGCCUGCGCCUUGCUCUACUUCACUGGCUCUGCCCACUUCAACCGCUCCAUGCGGGCUCUGGCCAAGACCAAGGGCAUGAGCUUGUCGGAGCACGCCCUCAGCACAGCUGUGGUCCGGGACGCCCGAGGCCUCAAGGUGGGGCCUGGCCGAGUGCUGCCGACCCCCACGGAGAAGGACAUCUUCAGGCUCUUAGGCCUGCCCUACCGAAAACCAGCUGAGCGUGACUGGUGACCCAUGACCCGGGGAGGGGGUGCCAAGCUGGACCGGCUGCCCCUCCUGGCCAUUCCUCCAGCCUCUGCUGGCUGAAUCUCACUGCGUCAACCACCAGCUCCUCUGGGCCUGACGGAAAAGGCCAGCCUGGCUCCGGGGCUACCCAGCCCUCUCCCCAACAGGAACAGGGCACUGCCCCUUCUGCCUCACCAUCGCCCCUGGGAGAAUUUUGCACGUGGCCCCCUGCCCCGUUUUAAGCAGGAACUGGUGCCUGGUUGGAGGCCAGCUUCCUGUGCUGAAGGCACAGGCACUCCCCCUGCUUUACCGCAAGGAGGGUCUAGCUGCUGGGGGUGGGAUGGGGGCUGCAGGGGAGAGGCACACAGCUGUGGCCCAGUGUCACCCAAGGCCCUUCAGGGCAGAAGGAUGAGCCAUCCCACGUGUGCUCCCUCUACCCACCCCGCUUCCCGUGCAGCUGACAGUGUGGGGAAGGGGCACCCCAGGCUUGACGAGGAUACCAUUUGAAGGCCCAGGGACCCAGUAAAGUGCAC